Messenger RNA from Patella vulgata (common limpet), 1132 nucleotides. Its product is annotated as eukaryotic translation initiation factor 3 subunit I. Bases 93 to 1070 code for a protein of 325 amino acids. The transcript is spliced from 9 exons. Gene Ontology annotation, biological process: cytoplasmic translational initiation. Gene Ontology annotation, cellular component: eukaryotic translation initiation factor 3 complex, eIF3m; cytoplasm. The record is from RefSeq and is a predicted model, not a curated record. Gene Ontology annotation, molecular function: translation initiation factor activity; RNA binding; protein binding. NCBI's taxonomy places the organism in Eukaryota, Metazoa, Mollusca, Gastropoda, Patellidae.
CCAAUUUUAUAAAGCAGCAAAUUACGAUUCUAAUAUUGACAUGCGUAGUGCGUUCAUAUACCUCAUGUUUCCGGUUUAUAAAAAUAAUCAAGAUGAAACCCAUAUUAUUACAAGGACAUGAGCGGUCUAUCACACAGGUCAGAUAUAACCGUGAAGGGGAUUUGAUAUUCUCCUGUGCCAAAGACAACACACCAAAUAUAUGGUAUUCUAUAAAUGGUGAAAGAUUGGGAAGUUUUAACGGACAUAAUGGUGCUGUAUGGUGUAUGGAUGUUAACUGGGAUUCUACAAAAGUUUUAACAGGUUCAGCAGAUAAUACAUGUAAAUUAUGGGAUUGUGAAACAGGUAAAAAUUUGGUAACGAUAGACACAAGAACAGGUGUAAGAACAUGUAGUUUCUCAUUUAGUGGUCGUGUAUUAGCGUUAUCUACAGAUAAAACUAUGGGUUUACCCUGUGAAAUACAGUUCUACGAUGUCUUAGACCCACAACAACUCAGAGCCAGUAAACCAUUUUUAUCGAUACCUAUAGAAGGGUCUAAAGUAACAACCGCUUUAUGGGGUCCGUUUGAAGAAUAUAUGAUAACGGGUCAUGAAAACGGUGAAAUGUGUCAAUAUGAUACAAAGACAGGAGAAUUGGUUCUAUCGAUUAAAGAACACAAUAAACAAAUAAAUGAUAUUCAGGGAUCGAAAGAUUUAACUAUGAUCGUAUCAGCCUCUAAAGAUACUACAGCUAAGUUAUUUGACACAAGUACGUUAGAUCAUCUUAAGACAUAUAAAACAGAAAGACCUGUAAAUUCAGCUGCUAUUUCUCCUAUUAAAGAUCAUGUUGUAUUAGGUGGAGGUCAAGAGGCUAUGGAGGUAACGACAACCUCAACCAGAAUUGGUAAAUUUGAUGCUCGUUUUUUCUCUUUGGUAUUUGAAGAAGAAUUUGCUAGGGUUAAAGGUCAUUUUGGACCAAUCAACACAGUUGUCUUUCAUCCAGAUGGUAGAAGUUAUGCUAGUGGUGGAGAAGAUGGAUUUAUUCGUGUACAUAAUUUUGAUCAGAGUUAUUUUGAACAUAAUUUCGAGCUGUAGUCAACUAAAUUAAAUAAUGUAUUCCGGCUAUUAUCAAAAAUAUAAUAAACCAUUCAGAUGGA